ACAAGAAAAAAUUUCACCUUUCCCGCCGUAGCCUACGCGGAGGAGCCUGACAUGAUAGUAUUCUCCACUGGCCUUUGCCUGAAUGGAGGGAGUUUGAACAGUGAACAUAUCAUCAGUAUCACAGUCAUAAUCUAAAGACAAGCGAUUUAGGAGGCGCUCAAGGAUUGAGUAAAUAUUAUUAUGUCAGGGGCCGCAGCUACCGGCGGGGAGGAAAUGGUCUUCAAUGCCGAAGAUAGGAGGGUUCGAGUCCUGAAUCCUCGGAAAUCUCCCGCCGGGGGUCACCCAGUUCACGCCUCCAUUUUCCAAGUACGUUCAGCGUGCAAAACUUGCAAGCAGGUAGCGCCCGCCACGUGCUUCAUGGUCGAACAGCUCAACAAAGGCCGCGAUCAUCCCUGCUACUAUUUCACGACUGCCGCACACGUUCUUUGUUGCAGCGAUUGUGGAGAGUAUUGUUGGAUUCAGAUUGUGUACGAAUGGGAUCCCAAGAAGCCCAAACCCAGUAGCACGUUCCUGCCGGAUGAAACCUUUGUCGAGGAAAACAAUGACCGAGGAUGGCUGCGGGUGCCCGAAGACUACGUAAAGAACUGCGGAGAAGGCAAGGGAGACUGGGAUCGCUAUCUGUAUGAUUAUGGCAUUAUUGCUCUGCGCAAGGACAACUUGGAACAGAGACUAAAGGAUGAGCUUGACAAGCUGAGCGGUGAAAAUGCAAUGGUGCGCAAACCAAUGGCUCAACAGCCGCGUAUGGAGUCUGUUGACCAGGCGUUCCUGUGUGGGUUUCCUGGAGAGGUCAAAAAAGAGGCGGUGCGAGGUCACAUGUACUGGAUGCCCGUUGACAAAGCCAAGAAAGCUGAACCGCUACUGGAUGACAUCGGCUUUAAAAAGCGCAGUGGCCAGGAGAGAGAGACAUCGGCACUGUUUGCCAUGCCGCAACGUCAUACGAAUGACGGUGACGGCGACGGAAACAACAAAAGCAGCAGCAACCAGGAUCUUGUUGUCAAGCGACUCUACCGUCACUACAUUGAUUCAAGCGGUGGACAGAGCGGCUCACCCGUAUACUCCUACGACGAUGAAGAAGACGAGUACAUCGUUUACGGCAUUCAUGCCGGAUACUGGCGCUUUGAGGAUGCCAAGUCCAAUUUGUACUGCAAUGUAGCAGUGCGGAUGCAGGAGGUCUACAAAGACAUGAGUGAGUGGAUCAAAGGGAAGGAGGAUGACAAGCACACGGCCAAGCCAGCUCAGAAACAUUCCACAGAAGGAUUCGUUGAGAAGAAACAACGUAGCUAUCUGUUUGGCACUGGAAUCGAAGGAAUGAAGAAUUCGAAGCCAGGAACUGAGGAUGUCGGUAAACCUGACGAAGAUCCGACAACAGCUCUCCCCGUUGACAGCCCACUGGGCCCCAUAGGUUCGAAACGCCUUAAAGAUAUCGACGACCCCAAGAAAUUUGCUAAGAGUCUUCAAGAUUUCGUCGAUAAGAAUGAAAGGAAAGACUUCGGUCGCAAAGCAGUCGAGGCUGUGGACCCAAGCCGUAAGAACAAUUCGCCUAACGUACUGAGAGAUUUUCAUCAGCUCAAAGAAGACUCCAUCGAUGGCCCGUGGAAGGGCCAAGAGAACUUUAUGUGCAUCAUCUACUAUCUGAUCGUCAAGAAGAGAGAGAUGACUAUACAUGCUUUGUUUGAGAUGCUCACACCAUGUGCACCGCAGAACACAGGCAGAAUAAAGAAAGAGCUGAUGGCGGCUUCGUACGAAUGAGCAGUGUCGUGAAGUCACCAUAGCAACUACCCAGGUGCCCUACGAAGGUCACCAGAUGUCUGCGGCAUAGUCGUCUUCUGCGGUUUGUUCUUGCGAAACUGCGCGGUGCAUUGCUCUGCAUUACUCUGCAUUGCUCUGCAUUACUCUGCAUUGCUCUGCAUUACUCUGCAUUACUCUGCAUUACUGCAUACCUAGUAGAAUACAUGUGACUGUUAUCUCUUUACCAUUCUAUGUUCGAAGUCGGAAGAAGUGUUUGCGCUCUUGUCUCCAAGGAAACUGUGCAUGCAUUUCGUUGCUUACAUAAUAUUAUUACGCCUUCCGUGACACGUGCAUGCUGAAUACUCUCCUUUCGCCUGCACAUGCCUUCGCUAAGUAUCGGUGUUUGAUGUUGCGCUGUCGUACCUUGCCUCUCUAUGUCCUGCGUAUCAUAAUGCUACAUGUCUUGCUCUCGUCUUGUCUUUUCUCUCUCUCUCUUAUGACCUUCUCUAUUUUUCUUGGCGCGCUUUGUCUGUGCAGACGCCGAGACCACCAAGGUCGGCUGAGCAGCAGGGCCCCGCCACUACUUUUCGAAUUCAUUCGGGAGCAUAGUGGACCUAGAAAGAAAAAAAUCCUUUUCCUUCUA
This is a messenger RNA of Sycon ciliatum, 2371 nucleotides long. RefSeq lists its product as uncharacterized. The record is from RefSeq and is a predicted model, not a curated record. The transcript has 7 exons. The coding region runs from base 181 to 1749 and encodes 522 amino acids. Lineage: Eukaryota; Metazoa; Porifera; Calcarea; Leucosolenida; Sycettidae.